CGCAGACUUGCCAGUCGUCAACCACAACAGCACACACAUACGAAUGCAUGAGAGUAAAAACAAGUGAAGCCAGAAGGAUAUCAACAGAUACUCGAGCUACCCUACAUCACUUACAUCGGAGACGGAAUAACAGCAAGCCGGCGAACCGUCAGGGUCCAAUAAUCUCAGACGCGUUCCAUACAGCCAGACGACAGACAACCGUGUGUCGCGUUUGCCCAUGAUCCAUUCGUCACUGGCAGCCGAAUCGCUUCUCCCUACUCCAUUCGCGUGUCUCGGCCCCCCGCCUGCAGACGAACGACAUCCUUCGCGACAAUGCACAAAACUCCAAAACAAGGACCUGCAUGACCCGCCAUGGUCCACCCGGGAGGCGUCGCGUGCCGAUACCGCUUGAACGCCCGCCCGCCCACUACUUAGCUGUUAGCUCCACAGCCUGGCCGAAGGCCUGCCAGUAAUACGUUCUGAGCCUUCCUGAGGCCAUGCCUGGCUAUGAUGCCAGACAGCCAAGUUGCGUAAAGCUGGCUUCGAUACGAAGCACCAUGUCCCAAUGACCUCUAGCGUACGCCAAAAGCCCGCAGGUCAAGGCUCGCAGACUUGCGAGUUAGAGCUGUAAGCUUGCUCGCCUGAUUCAUGUCAAUUUGGCCUAGGAGACUCAGCCAGCCCGUCCCAAGGUCGUGGGACCAAUGCUGGAAUGGAAGCAGAUUGGAGGUUGCAGGGUUGGCACCCCUCCCGAUGAACCGACAUCUGGAAUCCGUCGACAGCCCGAGCUUCCUGACCUUACCAACAUUACACGCUAGACUCUCGAGGUGGGGUUGAGACACAAAACAUCGACGACUCUUGGAGCAAGCGCAAAGCGAAACAUUCUUCGCGAAGCCACACACAAUCCCCCGCCUCAGCCUUUGGCUCAGCAUGGCACUCGACGUCUUACCAGGCCAUUGGUCGGGUCGAUCCGGCGUCGCGGUGCAGCAGAAACACGAAGGAAAGCCCAACCGCGAAUCACUCACGCGUCCGCCGCCGAGUUAUAAAUGUUGUCAGGUCGCCCUGGCCAAUGCCUCUCUUCCCUCCUCAGCAACCCACUAACCGGCCCAGCUUCCAGUCGCUCGCUUCAGGAUCCCCAGGACCUGCCAUUCAUUACUGUUCUUACCUUAGUCAUUCCUUCGGAGUAGUCCAAAACACAACCAUGCAACUGUCGAGUCUUCUCCUUACCAUCGGGGCCAGCUCCCUGGCCCUGGCCGGUAACCCCUACCCCAAUGCCACCAUCACGGAGAAGCCCAACACCAUCACCGAGACCGUCACCAGCACUCACAUUGGCACCAUCACGACCUGCCCACCUGAUGUUCACGACUGUCCCAUCGGCAAGAAGUGGACCAAGGUCGUGACCCACACCAAGGAGUACUGCCCGGAGAAGGAGGAGGAGGAGAAGCACAAGCACAAGAAGAUCGUCUGCCACGGCGACUGGUGCGCGCCCGAGGAGCACUGUGACAAGUGCGAGCAUCACCGCGUUGUCUGCGAGGACGACCACUGCCGCGCCGAGCCCUGCGGCAAGGACGACGACCACCACAAGCUCGUCGUCUGCAACGGCAAGGAGUGCCACUACCGCAAGUGUAACGGCGAGGAGUGCAGGCGCAAGAUUGUCUGCCACGACGGCAAGUGUGUCUUCCCCAAGUGCCACGGUCACGAGUGCGAGAAGAAGUGGGCUUGCCACGACGACAAGUGCAAGUUCGAGGAGUGCGAUGGUGAGGACUGCGGCAAGAAGGUUAUUUGCAAGGACGACGACUGCAAGCCUGAGGAGCCUUGCCACCACUGCCCCGCCCCUCACCACCCCAAGCCCGAGCCUUACCCUCAGCCUCACCCAGAGCCCACCUCGGCGCCGCAUUACCGUCCUACCGGCUUCACUGAGUCGCCCAAGCAAUACCCUUCCCACACCCGUGUGGCCAACAACACCGUCCCUGUCCAGGCCGGCUCGGACAAGAAGACGGUUGCCCUCAACCUUCUUGGUGCUGCCGCUGGUCUGGCGUUUAUGCUGUAGAGGUAGCGAAGCGCAUUGCCUGAAAUAAGAUGGGACUGUGGAUAAACGGCUCACCGUGGAGCAUUGGGUCUGCCUGGGUACUUGACUUUACAGGGUAACGGAGUUGGGAAUCGUUCAUACGCAUGGUUGUCAUUUGCUUGUAUCGACAUAUUGUUUAUUGACCCCGGAAACUUUGUUGGGCUGGGCGGUUCGCGUAGUAGUUAGGAAAUGCAUCUAUCCCUU
This is a messenger RNA of Purpureocillium takamizusanense, 2248 nucleotides long. RefSeq lists its product as uncharacterized. The record is from RefSeq and is a predicted model, not a curated record. Bases 1046 to 2026 code for a protein of 326 amino acids. NCBI's taxonomy places the organism in Eukaryota, Fungi, Ascomycota, Sordariomycetes, Hypocreales, Ophiocordycipitaceae. The transcript has 3 exons.